GCAUUCGAUUAAUGGGAUAAAAAUGGAAGCACGCCACUUUUGUGUAUUCGUUUAUGUUAAACGAGAUAUCCCGCACGUGAAAGGGCAGAUAUUUACGAGAGAUAAAACUUAUCAAACGUUUUGUAGCCGACGUAACUGUACUUUCAUAUGACAUUUGUCGUCCUUUUCCCACGUCAAUAUGUAAAAACGCCGCUCUGGGGAUUAUCGGAUAACGCUAAACGACCGACCUCAGGAGGGUAGUUUUGCGGUAAAGGCGCGUGUAGGCGCGAGAGGCGCGAUUCUAUCGUCGUCGUUAACUUUCCGAGAUUGCAAAUUGAAAUCAUGGUGCCAAGAACGACGGUCUCAUCGGGAAUUUCCCUUUUAAAAAACAAAAUAGGCGAUUAAAUUUAUAGAUUUAUCGAGGAAUCAGGGUCAGGUCAGAUAAUUAUUUACUUCAACCUACAGCCAAGAAGAAGAAUUUAAUUUACCAUUCAAAAUUAAUACACACUCGUCCUUCUAUUUCUUUUAUAUAUAUUUCUAUAUAAACCUACCUUUAACAUUCCAUACAAUUUUUCUUAUACCUCACACAUAACAUUUUAAGCUUAACUUAUUUGCCUUACUUUGUGCUAUCUUGUCGUACAUUUUGUUACAUUAUUUUGUUUUAUAUUAUCUUGCUCUACUACCUUACGUCUAUUACAUUUACCUCUACAGCCUUGUUUCCAUCUUCUUCCUAUUUUCCUUUUUCUUUUCUUUCUCACAUCUAUAACUUUCUUAGAACUCUUCCCUUCGUUUUAUCAAGUUACUCGCUUCAGCUCUAUUUAAUGUUUUCUUUUCAUUUUUCCUAAAUUAUUAAACCAAAUUUCGCUCGAAAUUUCGCAUCUCUUUAGAAAGUGACUCAUAUAUUACCCUUUCCCGCUAGCAAAACACGCACUAUCUUUUUCCUCUAUCCAAUAUUUAUUUCCCUCUUCUAUAAUUCCACAUCUCACAAUCAGUUUAAUUACAGCCCUAAUUCCCCACCUGUUCUCUAUUUUGCGUUUUUUUUCUUUUUCAAAUACCUCAGUCUUGUCGUUACCACUUCUAACUCUUAAUACUUUCCAUUAUACUUUGCCUAUCUUAUUUUUCCUUCCUCUAAUUGCCUUGCACGUUUCUUUCCCCACUUGUUAAUUUCUUUUCUAUGUUUCUCUCACCAUUCUCCAAGCUUUUUAUCAUUCCGCAUCCAUUUCUAUUGUAAUACUCAUCCUUUUCUUUUCCAGACUCUCCCCAUUUAUUUUUCACUCUUUCCUUCCAACAACCUUUUACCCAUUUUGAGUCAUCCGUUCUUUUCAUCUUUAUCUCGUACUUUCUUGCUCUUAUUUUCCCUAUCUCCCGCGUGGGAGGUAAAAGAGUUGUAAUUCAGAGUCGCGAUCGCGCUCCGUGGCCGUCUACGUCCGUCGGUGAUCCCGUAUUGUUGACGCAACAAUGUUGGAAUAACAAUAAUAUCCGUUUAUCUAGGACGAUCACGAGUGCGCGCACGAGGCUUACGAGCCGAGUCGUAUCGCCAAAGACUUGGGAGGAUACUCGCCGCUAUUGUUACACUUCACAAUCAGUCAGCUGUGGGCCGUCUGGGGGGUGGUUUGGAAAGGUCUCGCGCGGAUAGAAAGAGCCCUUUACUUUAGACGACAGUACUGCCUGACGCGACAAGGGUUGCUCGCCCCUCAUACGAAUUACUUUGCGAUAAAUAAUAUUAAUCGAAACUAAUUAACAUUAAGAAUUAAUGCUCGGAAAAAAAGGAAUAUUUUUGUUAAUUAUUAAAAUCUUUAAUGCGAUAAGGUUCUCAGGUACGAUAAAGGGUCGUCGAUCCGCACAAUAAAAAGAAAGGGAGGGAAAAAGACGCGAAUGCAAGCAACUGAUAUUCUCUUCCCUCCAAAUUUAUCGAACGAAGUGAUUUAAUAGGGUGGUCCAGGAGAGGUAAAAUCGUCGCGAGCGAGUCAAACGAGAUUGCGAUGGGUCCGGAGAUAGAAUGACAGUGAAAUGGAGGAUUCUUCGGAACGAGAGAAGAAGAGGCCAGCAUUCAACCCGUGGAACGACGCGCGAAUUUUAACGCACGUCGCCUCGAACGUCGGUCGAGCGCCUGCGAUGCCGUCGCAAACCUACAACCGCAAUUCCUCGAACAUCGGGGGCGAGAAUUAUUACAACACCGCCGACCGGGCGUCGUUUGAUUAUUUAAAAGUUGGCAACGCCAUCCCAUCGUACUCGGUUAACACCGUGCACCUGCAGAAUCCCUACAGGCCGCCCCAACCAUUGGAGGGAUUCGCGUCCCGCGAUCACACAAAGGAUAUGUAUCGGACACAAGAUUUUACUCUGAGGUCGAGAUACAACAACAAUCUGUUCGUAAAGAAGGAAUCGGCAGUGAACAACAAAAACUACGAUCAAGGGAACGAAAAAACGGAAAGAUCGAAAACUAAGAAGCAUCAAAAUCUGACAGAGAUCAGUGAGCUUGCCAAGCAGUAUUGCUCAUACAGCACCCUUCACGGCUUGCGUUACGUCGGUGACUCGGCAUUAUCAUUCGUAGAAAGAAUAUUUUGGGUGAUCUCAUUUACUACCGCGCUAACAGUGGCGAUAUAUUAUAUUUGUUACCUCUAUCAGAAAUGGAACGGAGCUCCUAUCAUGAUUUCUUUGAGCCCCGAUCCGAUGUCCCUCAACGAGUUUCCGUUUCCCUCCGUAACAAUAUGCAACAUGAAUAGAGUUAAAAAGACGGAGGCAAAGCGGAUUGAGCGUGGGUACGAUGAAUUGGAUAAGUUAUUGUUGGAAGAUGUUUGCAAUUCAGAGAGCAAUAUAACUUACGACGAUCAGGUGAAUGUCGAGUGGAACAGGAUGCUACGGUUUAUGAUCAAUGUAUCCCAACCGUGCACAGACAUGUUACAUUACUGCCUUUGGCAUGGGAAUCAGACCGAUUGCGAGAGGAUUUUUAAUCCUACCAUGACCGACGAGGGUAUUUGCUGUAAUUUUAACGCGGUAUCCAAGAAACAUCUCUUCUAUAACGCAAAAGACUGGCCCGACCUCAAUAUCACGUAUCCUUCCGAGAGCGUUGAUUGGAACGCCGAAAAGGGGUACGAUGCGAGUAUGCCACCGGAUGUUAUACCAUGGAGACCGUACGGCGCUGGGCUGUUUUACGGCUUGACUUUGGCUCUCGACGUCGAUAUAGAUGAAUAUUAUUGUUCGUCGACCGCCGGCGCGGGCUUUAAAGUGAGUUUCGCGCAAUGAAAACUCUCCUUUUUAUUUUCCCCUUCGCCUUUCGUAGGCGAGGACUCAUCAAAGGACGAAAGGUUUUAAAAUAGAAUUUUAUAAGAACUACUCUCCUAGGAAAAUAGUUAAGGUGGUUGUCGGACGAACUCAUUUUUCUUACGAAAUAUCUAUACCUUUCGCAAUAUAUAGAGGAAGAUAUUAUCUAACUAUUGUAAAUUCAACUGACAAGGCAGAUAACUACUAUGAAAUGUAGAGAACAUUCCCUACAUCCAAUCAGUAGAAUGCCACACUUUUAAUUCUGGCAUUAAAAUAAAUCUUACGAUUUAUAAAUAUAUAUAAUUUUAACGCUCAUUUAAAAUUUAAUAUAUAAAAUAGAUUUGUCUUUCACACGUACUAUUAUCUACAGUCUAUACCUACAAAUCUACUACUUCUUGUAUCCCUAUUUUCUGUAUUCUCUAACUUUCUUUUCUCUCUCUGCUUCAGUAUCCUCUUCUCUUGUCCUUUUUCCUCUUCACUCAAAGUUAUUGUGACCUUUUUCUUUCUUACUUCUCGUUUCUUUUCCUUUCUUGUCCUGUUCCUCGAAUACUCGUAUCUUGUUCUAUACUUCCCUUUGAGCAUCCUCUUUACGCUUCUUUGUUAUUAUAUCUCAAUUAUCUUUUUCUUCCUUUUCUCUUCUAUUCCGGCGUUUCUUCUACUUCUUCAUCCACAACUGUUACAAUGUUUCUUCCUCUUCGUAACAGUUUUCUUUUCUCCGCUAGUCUUCUCUUCCUCCUUUCUCUCAUGUCUUUUUCCUCUUCAUUUAAAAUUGCCUUUGUUCUUUCUUCUCGUUUCCUUCUUUCUUUCUUUUCCUUUUCUUGUCUUGUCCUUUAAGUGUUCACUGUGUGAUUUCCGUGUCUGCGAAGUUGGCACGACAUUCUACGAAUUCCAAAAAAAUACCAAGAGGUCCAAUAGCACUUUUCAUAGUUCUACAGUUCCUGAUAAAAAUUAGAAAGAGUUCCGCACUCCUUAUAUGAAAAACUCACAUUUUAAAAAACGUCGUGCUAAUUUCGCGAAUCUAGCACGACACUUUCCCCUCUAAAGUCUAAAGUACCAAAACGCAUUCACUAAUAUCAUUUCUGGCGAGAGUUCCCGAUAGUUAUACUCAAGUUUCACAUGUAUAUGCAAUUUUGGAUCGAUAUUACAUCAUUAACAAUGUUUAAACAAUUUUUCAUAUCGGCGACCAGCACGACACUAACAAUAAAAAUGUGUCGUGCUGAUGAGUUUCA
Messenger RNA from Vollenhovia emeryi, 4469 nucleotides. Its product is annotated as pickpocket protein 28-like. Gene Ontology annotation, cellular component: membrane. The transcript is spliced from 7 exons. NCBI's taxonomy places the organism in Eukaryota, Metazoa, Arthropoda, Insecta, Hymenoptera, Formicidae. Gene Ontology annotation, biological process: sodium ion transmembrane transport. The record is from RefSeq and is a predicted model, not a curated record. Gene Ontology annotation, molecular function: ligand-gated sodium channel activity. Bases 1990 to 3222 code for a protein of 410 amino acids.